AUGUUAGAUUCACUUCAAACUAAUAGUUUCAAACAAGAACUUUUAAAAUAUCAAUUUCUAUUAUCUGAAGUACAAAGAGGUACAGAUGCUGAUGAUGAUAGACAACCACCUACAACAAUUAAUACUCUAACUACAACUAUUAAUCAAUCUACAAUAACAAUUAAUACUCCAACUACAACUAUUAAUACUCCAACCACAACUAUUAAUCCUAUGACAACAAUUACAACAAUUAAUACUUCACCAAUUAUAACCACUCUUUUACCACCAAGACCAACUAAUUUUCCAAAAAUUUUAACAACUAAAACACUUAUAACAACAAGUAAACCAAUUCUUUCUUCAACUAUAAAACCUUCUA
This is a messenger RNA of Racocetra persica, 355 nucleotides long. The record is from the annotation of a GenBank genome assembly. Lineage: Eukaryota; Fungi; Glomeromycota; Glomeromycetes; Diversisporales; Gigasporaceae.